This is a messenger RNA of Enterobius vermicularis (human pinworm), 696 nucleotides long. NCBI's taxonomy places the organism in Eukaryota, Metazoa, Nematoda, Chromadorea, Rhabditida, Oxyuridae. The record is from the annotation of a GenBank genome assembly.
AUGUGGAUCCAAUCUGUCUACAUCACACUUAUGAUUGUCAUCGCUGAAACGGAAUUUGACGGAUCAGGAGACUCUAACGACGAAGAAGAAAACUUUGGCUCAAUAAAAAUAUCAAGACCAGCAACAGAGGUAGUAACACCUACUGUUUUGAAUGAAGCUGCAGAAGAUACAACAGAUGUGGGGACACCCAAAAAACAUCUCUUCGGAAUCCCUUUCUCAAUAAAAAUUACAAGGUCGGAACAACCGCAGUACGACCGUGGGAAAAUAAGAUGGAGAACUGUACCUACACCACCGCCUUCAACCACUUUUUCAACACUUAUAACCCAACGACCGCCAUCGCAUCUGAUAAAAAAUGAAAUGAUGAAUCUGAAACGACUAGUGGAAAACAGUGAUAGCGAUGAAGAUCUCCAAAUGAUCUGUAAAAAUGCAAAACGCCUGGCGACUACUUAUGGAAUUCGCGACAUGCCAUCUUUUGCAAGGAAAAAUUGCCCGUUGAUACGCAUAUACUAUCCGUACGCUACCUGUGAACAGGUAGUCGAGACUAUAGACUAUUGCUUUAACUCUUUCAUACCUUUAGAUUCUGAAGCGUUCGUGCCAAUUCGUAUGCAUUUAAUCCUAUUGAUGACAAGAGAACAGUUAGAAAGUAGCAUUAGUGCUUGCAAUCAUCUCUCAUGGGCCCCACCCCUUUCGCAGUAA